AUGUAUAUCUAUUUUGCAGUUAUUCCUCUUCAUUCGCAUGCUUUGUCUGUUACUGUGUUCAAUGGAUUGAACUUCUCUGAAUGGCAUGAACAAGUCCAGUUUCACUUAGGUGUGCUGGAUCUUGACUUGGCUCUACUGAAUGACAAAUCUACUGCCAUUACUAAUAAGAGCAGUGAGGAUGAGAAGUUCUUUCAUAAAUCAUGGGAACGCUCUAACAGAUUAAGCCUUAUGUUCAUGCGAAUGAUUGUUGCUAACAACAUUAAGAGUACUAUUCAACAAAUAGAAAGUGUCAGGGAAUACCUGAAGUUUGUGGAAGAAUGUUUUCGUUCUACACUAAUGGCUGAACUCACGACCAUGAAGUUUGAUGGGUCUCGUAGUAUGCAAAAUCAUAUCAUUGAGAUGACUAACAUUGCAGCAAGACUUCGGACUUUGGGGAUGAAAGUGGAUGACACCUUCUUGGUUCAGUUUAUUCUGAACUCAUUUCCUCUUGAGUAUGGACCAUUCCAAAUUAACUAUAACACAAUUAAGGAUAAGUGGGAUGUUAGUGAAUUGUCGAGUAUGCUUACUCAAGAGGAGUCAAGACUUAAGAAAUAG
Solanum verrucosum is the source of this 594-nucleotide messenger RNA. RefSeq lists its product as uncharacterized. NCBI's taxonomy places the organism in Eukaryota, Viridiplantae, Streptophyta, Magnoliopsida, Solanales, Solanaceae. The record is from RefSeq and is a predicted model, not a curated record. The transcript has a single exon. The coding region runs from base 1 to 594 and encodes 197 amino acids.